This is a messenger RNA of Ustilago hordei, 3174 nucleotides long. RefSeq lists its product as uncharacterized. Gene Ontology annotation, molecular function: RNA binding. The record is from RefSeq and is a predicted model, not a curated record. NCBI's taxonomy places the organism in Eukaryota, Fungi, Basidiomycota, Ustilaginomycetes, Ustilaginales, Ustilaginaceae. The transcript has a single exon. Bases 1 to 3174 code for a protein of 1057 amino acids.
AUGCCGCCUAAAAGGUAUUUCGAGCAGGAUGAGGCUUCCCCGGAGGUGGUGGCUACCUCUCAGCUCGAGGUUGCCCAUGCCACUGCCUCCACCGAAUCCCCCAACAAGAGCAAAAAUCGCAGCCACAACAGGGAGCCUAAGGUCAACUCGACCCUCUUCAUCUCGAGACUUCCCUACACGGCGACAACAACCGACCUGCAGACCAUGUUCAGUGAGAUCGGUCCACUGAAGCGAGCCUUCGUCGUCACAGAUCAGGAAACCAAGAAGUCCAAAGGUGUUGGUUACGUCACAUUCGCCAUCCCUGAGGAUGCCAACACCGCCCUUGAGCAGCUCCAAGGCAGUUCGCUCGAUGGUGGAAGCAGAAGGAUUCAGAUCACAUUCGCCGACCAAAAGGACCCAACCGGCAACAAGCGACCCACUGUCAAAGCCGAUCCUGACUCGCCCUCCGCCUCCAAGCGGCCUCGUACAGAUGCCUCCAAACCACCUCGGUCCAUUGCUGCAAUCCGCGAGAAGGAUGCUGAUGCUGUACGAACUGUCAUUCUGUCCGGUCUCGCCGGCUGCAGUCCCGCCCCAGACUCCAAGCAGAUCUAUAAGCGAGCCCGAAAGAUUGGUGACGUCGAGAAUGUCAUCUACCCAUACACUUCUUCGCCAAACCCCGACGAUGUCGCUCACGUCAUCUUCCGCACACCCAACCACGCCAUGACUGCGGUCGAGAAGCUUCACGCCCAUAUCUUCAAGGGCGUUCAAAUCAGCGCUAUCCUAAAGAAGCGUGCCGACAACGCUGCCAAGAUUGCCGCACACAUGCGUCCAGAGACACUCGCAAAGAGGGAGAAGAUGCGCCAGGAUGUCGAGAAGAACAGUGGAAAGGGCUCCAUGCCAGUAUUGCUGUCCGAUAUUGACAAGUCCAGCAGGCUCAUCAUCCGUAACCUGCCGUUCGAUGUCAACGAAGCUGAUCUGAGAUCCAUCUUCUUGCCCUUCGGUCCGGUCUACGAGAUCACUAUUCCCAAGGUCAAGGCCAAGACUACCGCUGCUGAGGAGACAAAGGUGGUGAAGGAGGAGGACACAACUGUAGAAGCAGAGGCGAUCGAUGUUGAUAGCGACAGUGAUGACGACGAUGACUCUUCCGAAACAGGCGCAUCAGAAAGCGAGGCUGAAGAGGAAGGCGACGAGGAGGUGCUCGAUGUAGAUGACGCAGACGAGCAGAACAGUGAUGCUGAAGAUGCGGAUGAGGACAAGGAGGAAGAGGACAGCUCUGCUGCUUCUGAAGUUGAAGCCGAAGCUACUGCUGCUGCCACAGACGACAUAGUCGUCAAGACAGAAGAAGAUGAGAGCAUCGAUACUCUCGCUGCGCCCGCCGCCAAGCCUACUCCAGCCGCACCUGCACCGAAGCCAGCUGCCGAGAAGGGUCGUGGUUUCGCCUUCGUCUGGAUGGCUUCUCGUAACGACGCUGCUCGUGCCAUCGAGGCAGUCAACGGCAAGACCAUCCAACACGGCGCUGCUGAACGUGCCGCCUACAAGGCUGCUCUCGGCUCCCGUGGUCGUCGGGUUGCCAAAGCCGCCCUCGACCGUGUCCGUGAGCAAGCCCAACCGGAGCGUGUUGUCGCUGUCGACUGGGCACUCAGCAAGAAGGAUUGGGAGGCAAAGGCUGACGAAUCCGAACCCGAAGACGAUGCAAAGGACAACGACAAGGCCGAAAACGGAGCAUCCGGGGACGAAAACAAUGAUGAGCCAGCUGAGCGACCCAAGCUCCCCGCACCCGAAGAAGGUACCACCCUCUUCGUCCGCAACUUGCCAUAUCAGGCCACCGAAGAAGAACUCCGCAACCUCUUCCGCACCUUCGGUCCCCUCCGUUAUGCUAAGAUCACGAUGGACAAGACUACCAACCGCAGCAAAGGUACUGGAUUCGUUUGCUUCUGGCAGGCCGAUUCUGCAGAGGCAGCGCUUGCUCAAGCCAAGAUCAUUGAGCGCGAAUCUGGUGUUUCUGGCUCCUCGUCCGCUCCCACCUCAGUCGCGAACCAGAAGAACCCCUUCGCAAUGCCUUCCGUCCUCACUGCCGACCCUGCCGCCCCCCUCACCGCAAGCUUGAACCUUCACGGUCGUGUACUCAACGUCAUUCCCGCUGUCGCACGUGAUGAAGCGUCGCGCCUCGAAACUAGCGGCCGCAAGGAGCGUGAGAAGGGCGACAAACGUAACACUUGGUUGCUGCGCGAAGGUGUUCCCUUCCCCAACUCUGACUUUGCCGCCAAACUCGCACCCAGUGAAGUCGAGAAGCGUCUUCAAUCCUUCCAAGUUCGCAAGGCGCAGAUGGGCGCCAACCCCUCGCUCUUUGUCAGCAAAACACGUCUCUCUGUUCGUUCUUUGCCGCUGUUUGUCUCUGACCGCAUGCUCAAGCGUCUCGCUAUCCAUGCUAUCAAGGCUUUCGCCGCCGAAGUCCGCAAAGGCGAGCGUGAGGACUUGGAUGCAGACGAAAAAGCCGAUCGCACCGUCAGCUCCUCUGUGGAGAACAGAAAGAGGAAGCCUGGAGAGCGACCCACCGCUGUGGUUCAGUCCAAGGUUGUCCGCCAGCACGACCGAGUGGAAGCGUUGACAGGAAUGGGCAAGUCGAAAGGUUACGGUUUCUUGGAGAUGAAGUCGUACAACGAUGCACUGAAGGUGAUCCGUUGGGCGAAUGCCAAUAAGACCGUCUCCAAGCUCUUCGGCGAAUGGUGGACCGAUGAUCUGCAACAGCAAGUUGACCGUAUUGCCACCCAGGUUCACUCCAAGACCAAGACUCUCGAGGAGAAGAAAGGUGAAGAGGCGGAUGCAUUGCGAGCUGAGAUCGAAGAGCUCAACACGCGUCGUCAGCGUCUGCGUGCUAAGCUUGCUGAACUUGGCGAAAAUGGCACCGGCGCAGAGAAGGAGAGAGGAGGAAUGCUCAUGAUCGAAUUCGCCAUCGAGAAUGUCGUCACCACCAAGAAGAGAGCAAACAAACUCAAAGCGAUCAAAGAAGGCGCUGAGCGAAGAAAGCAGAGAGAGGAACAGGACGCAGAGGCCAAACAGGAGGAAGCUGAACAAGCGAGAAGAGAAGCUCAGGCUGCUCGGAAGAUCGAGGCCGAGAAGAACAAGCCCAAGGGUUAUGCACAUGGUCAUGUAAUCGGUAAAAAGAGGAAGGAGAGGAAGGCGCGAAGGGGUUAA